This is a messenger RNA of Python bivittatus (Burmese python), 2672 nucleotides long. It is a transcript of the gene PRIMPOL, whose product is annotated as primase and DNA directed polymerase. Gene Ontology annotation, cellular component: nucleus; mitochondrial matrix. Gene Ontology annotation, molecular function: chromatin binding; DNA-directed DNA polymerase activity. Lineage: Eukaryota; Metazoa; Chordata; Lepidosauria; Squamata; Pythonidae. The record is from RefSeq and is a predicted model, not a curated record. Gene Ontology annotation, biological process: error-prone translesion synthesis; mitochondrial DNA replication; replication fork processing.
CGUUCCUGCCACCCUUCGAAGCUCGGCUGGCAACCGCCCCCCUCCCUCGGAGAGGGGCUGCAAAAAGCCGCCCCCUCUCCGCCGAGAUAUUUUUCUUUACUGUUGAAAAGUAAAGAUUGAAUGCUACUGUGCAAGGAAACGAUCAUGAGUACCAGAUCAACCAAGAGAAACUGGGAAGAAAAACUGAAGAACAUUGAGGAACUAGCAUCUUGCUAUAAACGGAGGCCUCUCUCCUCGUGUUACAAGCCCAAAUUGUCCAAUCCAUUGCAACCAUCUUCCGUUUGGAAGCUGUUCUAUCGGCAGACUCAUGCAUUUAACUUUGCUAAAACUUGUAAAGAGGAUGUUCACGUAUUUGCUUUGGAAAAGUGCGAUGAAAAUAAUCAACGACUGUAUCUUGUGACAACUUAUACAGAGCUUUGGUUUUACUACAGCAAACAUGAAACAAAACUGAAGCAUUGCUAUGAAGUCAUCCCAGAAACAGCUGUUUGCAAACUUUACUUUGAUUUGGAAUUCUACAAACCAACAAAUCAAGGAGCCAAUGCAAAGCAGAUGGUAUCGGAUUUAAUUAAGUUUACAUGUAGAAAACUAGAUGAAUACUAUGGAAUAAAAUGUUCAUUUGAGAAUAUUUUGAAUUUGGAUUCCAGCACUGAAGAAAAAUAUAGCUGCCAUUUAAUAUUUCUACUUGAAAACGCUGCAUUUAAGAAUAAUAUUCACAUAGGUAACUUUUUAAGAACAAUUUUGCAACCUGCUAUUCUUUUAACUAAGAAUAAAGAUACAAUGGAUCCAGAGAAAAUCAACUCUGUUUGUCAGUGUUACAAAACUACCACCAAUUUGCCUACAUGUCUUGAAAACCACGGUUUAGCCAAGGAUGUGUCUCAGAACUGGAAGCUGAACCCUCACAAAAUAUCAAAAAAAGGGACAUCACAAUUGAAAGAAAAUCCAGAUCUUUCUUUUUUAAUAGUGAAUGGUAAACAAGGAGAAAAGCAACUGUUUGUGGACCUUGGAGUUUAUACAAAAAAUAGAAACUUUCGAUUAUACAGAUCAUCAAAAGCAAGACACACUGUUAUUUUGAAUAUUUCAGAAGAUAACAAGUUUGUUCCUAGACCUGUAAAUAAUUCUUGCAUAGAUGAGCAGUAUUUUUUGUCCUCCUUGAUCUGCAAUGUAAGAUUUUCAGACUGCUUAAAAAUUUUGACCUGGGACAACCAAGAGGACGCAAGAGAAACAUCUCUAAGUUUAGAAGGCAAAAUGUCUAGGAGCUGUUUUGAUCCAGUAGGAGGAUACCAUUGUUCACCUUAUCCAGAAAUAGAUAAUUUUGUUCACUCUUUAAUCAACAAAGAUAAUGUUCAAGGAGGGAUAAGAAGAUGGAAUUACUUUUCACUUGAACAGCUUAUUGUAUAUGACAUCUCCAACUAUCGGUGGUGCAGAAAUAUUGGUAGAGCUCACAAAAGUAAUAAUAUAAUGAUUAUAAUAGACUUGAAAAAUGAAAAUUGGUAUCAGAAAUGUCAUGACCCUAUUUGCAGAGCUGAAAACUUCAAGUCAGAAUGUUUUCCAUUACCAACUGAAGUAUGCUUGUCAUUCCUUUUCGAAGAGGAUGAAGAUUAUGUAUAUAUAGUGGAUGAAAAUAGGAACACUGAAGAAAGGGCAAACACAGUUGAUGCUACAGGCUUACUGGACAGAAUACCUGUUGCUUCAGUGCAAGAAAAUAGCAAGCUAAACAAGAAAAGUUCAAAUGUUGAAUGGGAUGACGAGCUUGACACCUGCCUUUUGGAAGCUUCUGAAGAUGUGGAAUUAGUUGAAGCUAUUGAUACUUUUCAUACACAGAAGAACUGUACUGCAGAUGAAUUACCUGAUGAGCUCCUAGCAGGUGUUUUAAGAAACUAUGAAGGAAAAGAAGUGAAGGAAUGUUAGAAAAAUCUUGUGGAUGAAUUAAAUAUCUCAUCAGCCAGAUACAUUUGGCAGUACUGAAAACCCACUCAAAAAAAUUAACUCAAUAUUUUCCUAAAACCACUGCAGUAUUACCUGUAAGAUAAAUUUUGUAUGUUUACUAUGGUUGAUGAAGAAUGAAGACAACUAGAGUUCAGAAGCAACUAGAUGUUAGAAAAGUAAAUUUUACGGUUUCACAAAUAAGGAUUUUAUUGAAUUGACAGAAGCCAGUUAUAAAAAUAGCAUCCUUUUUAAUUCUAAAAAUAGUUUUGUACAAUAAAAUACUAAAAUAUUCAUCACUUUAAAUAAGGUUUCUCUCACCAGAACGAAAGUAGAAUGUACUAGUUUGAUAUAUUAUUCACACAAUUUUAAAGUGGUAAGAUAAACAUUUACAAAGACAAUUCAGAAAAUCCUGUCCUAUCAUUUUUGCUUCACCUUUCUUCUUCAUAUGAAGGCCUUCAAUAAAUGUUUAACUAAAGUAUACAUCAUUACUUUUUAUUUUUGUAAUAACUUGUAAUAAAAAUAUUUUUUUUCAGAAAGUGUAAUGUGCUAUGUAAAUGGUAAUGCAAAUAUGUAAAUAGUAAUGUGAUAUAUUUAGAACCGGCAACUAGUAGCCUGCUUUCUGAGAUAGUUUUUUUUCUUUGAAGUCAACUUAUUUCUUCUUUCUUGGAAAGCAGGAUACGUACUCAACAUGCAGCUACAUGUGCCUUGCCAGAUGAAACCUUUCUGCAAGUAACUAAACGAUAGCA